Messenger RNA from Mizuhopecten yessoensis (Yesso scallop), 1471 nucleotides. RefSeq names its product protein RTF2 homolog. Lineage: Eukaryota; Metazoa; Mollusca; Bivalvia; Pectinida; Pectinidae. The record is from RefSeq and is a predicted model, not a curated record. Gene Ontology annotation, biological process: mitotic DNA replication termination; site-specific DNA replication termination at RTS1 barrier. Bases 91 to 1029 code for a protein of 312 amino acids. The transcript is spliced from 8 exons. Gene Ontology annotation, cellular component: nucleus.
AAUAAAAAGCGUCGAUUGUACGUCAAAUAAGUGUCGUCACAGAUCAAAACACUGUCCAAUUUAUUUUACUUAAUUUCUUGAGUAAAUAAGAUGGGAUGCGAUGGAGGAACCAUUCCAAGGCGAGAUGAAAUGGUCAGGGUUAAGAAGAAGGCAGAACAGAAAGAUAAAGUUGCUGAGCUUGAUGCCAAGUGGAAGCGCUGUGCAAUCACACAAGAACCAUUGCAUCCUCCUAUCAUGGCCUGUGAGAUUGGAAAAUUGUACAAUAAAGAGAGUGCUCUGGAACUUCUGCUGGACAGAACCAAGUUUGAGUGUGCCUCCAGCUUCUCUCAUCUCCGAGGAUUCAAGGAUCUGAAGGAGCUGAAUUUGACUGAGAACCCGGCCUAUGAGAAACCUGAGAAUGAGAAGGGAGAUGGCUACAUCGACACAAACAUUGCUCCUUACAGCUGUCCUAUCGUGGGUAUAGAGAUGAACGGCAAACACAGAUUUUCUGUCUUAUGGAAGUGUGGAUGUGUACUAUCAGAGAGAGCCAAUAAAGAGGUCAAAGGUCAGAACUGUCACAAGUGUGGAACACCCUUCAGGCCUGAGGACAUUGUGAUACUGAAUGGAACAGAGGAGGAGAUUGAUGAGUUGUACAAACGUAUGGAGGCCAAAAGACUUCAGGCAAAGCUAGACAAGAAAUCAAAGAAAGCACAGAAACACAAAGCCCCGGAGGCAGCUGCUGGAUCAGCUUCCCAGGAGACAGAAUCAGCAACUUCAAGUAAAGUGUCCAGGAUUGAGCCAAGCUCAUCGCAGAAUGGUUUGACCAAUGGAACAUCAUCACACACCUCCAAACUGACCAACGGGAAAGUUGAUUACAAAUCAAGACAUAUGAAUGGGAAAACAGAAGAUUCAAAGAAGCCAAAACCUAAUGGCAGCAUUCAAGAUAACCCCAACGCAAGCACAGUGUUUAAAUCUCUGUUUACCACGAGUCACAAAGCAAAGAACCAACAGAAUGCACACUGGGUCACCUUCAACCCUCAGUAUAAUUAGACAGGAUGGGACAGAGUGACAUCAUGUUAACGAGAUAUUCACUAAUCAACCACACUAAAUCGAGCAAUCGAGUUUUAACAGAACAAUUUGUUGAUAAAAGUUCAUUUUAAGAUAUUUUUGGCCCUUAAUUAAUGUUACUUUAAGUCUGAUCUCUAGGGGCAGAAAUUCUGUUCCUCUCAGCAUGGUGCGGAUGUGAAAUUUGUGGCAUAAUGCAUCUAUUUGGCAAAGGAUGAAUGUCUUUAAUAUCAUUUACAAAUUAACACUUUGUUGUUAUUGAUUGGGGCAUAAUCUAAAAACAGAAAAGAAGGAAAAGAAGGAAUAUUGUUUUUACUGUUUAUAGGUCCAGAGUAUUACAGAUGUUCAGGGACAGUCCAGAACACUGUCUUUUAUUUAUGAAUCACUUCACUUUUGAAAACGAAAAUAAACAAAUUUUACCUUUUAA